AUGCCACACACCGUCGAGUCGCCCGCCAUGCCGACCGUUGUCUCAAAAACCCCCUCUGGCGUUGCCCCCACGUCCGAAGAGAUUUCCUCUCUCAUCAACACAAUCUUCACAUCCGACAGCUCCCAGCAGUCGCUCGAUGGCGCCUACGCCUUGACAAACCUCUUGCUCCAGAGUGUCGGAGUUUCUGGCCUGCUCAACUACAAUGUUUUGGCCGAGGUUAAGAAGGCCGCCACCGACAAGAAAAACGGAGCCCGCCGCGAGAGUGCCAUGUUGAUCAUUGGUGCCCUGUUCGAGCGUUUUCCCCGAGAGUUCCCUCUCAGUGAGGCCGUUUUUCUGCUGCAGAACGGUGGUGUUCUCAACCUCGCUUUGGACUCCCUGGCUGACAAGGGCACUGUUGUCCGCGAUGCGGGCCAGUAUGCCUUGGAUGCCCUGUUUGGCUGUCUGAGCCCCGAGGCUAAGGUCAACGCCCUCAUCCCCGCCUUGGAGUCUUACCUCAGCACUGGCUCCGGAAAAUGGCAGGGUUUCGUUGGUGGCUUCAAGCUGCUGGAGAAGAUGGCCGUCAGCGCCCAGAUCGGCAACGGAACCAAAGAAGAGGAGCGCGAGAAGGAUCUUCUUCGCGAGUCCAUGGGAAAAACCCUUAAGGAGUUGAUCCCCGUCGUCGAGUCUGGUAUGCACGACCUGAAGGCCGAAGUCGGCAAGCAGGCUACCAAGACCAUGACUGCUCUCAUCACUUUGCUCUCCAACGAUGAUGUUGCUCCCCGUAUUCCUCUCCUCAUGAAGACCAUGGAGCAGCCUUCCGCUCAAACUCUCCAGAAGGCCAUUCACGCCUUGUCCCAGACUACUUUCGUCGCUAUUGUCACUUCCCCCGUGCUAGCGCUGUUGACUCCUUUGCUGGAGCGAUCUCUCAACACCCCCACAACUCCCCAAGAAACUCUUCGCCAAACCGUCGUCGUCGUAGAGAAUCUUACCAAGCUGGUUCACGAUCCUGCCGAAGCCCGUACUUUCCUUCCCAAGCUCCAGCCUGGUGUCAAGGGUGUCAAGGACCGUGCCUCUCUGCCUGAGGUCCGUGAGUUGGCUACCAGAGCUCUCGAUGUCAUGGAAACAGCCAUGAGCGACAACAACGUCGCUUCUGGUUCUAUCACAAAGAUCACCCCAGAGGAUGUUUUGGCCAUUCUCAACCCCAAGAUCCAGGAGAACGGCGGUCUGACUGGAUAUGGUGACAGCGCUUUCCACACCCUGGCCACCAUGUUCAUUGCUGGACUGGUCCGCGAAGAUGUUAAUGUCCGUAUGCAUGACCGCAUUCCUGCCUCCAUUACCCCUUACCUGCGUGGUCUCCUGGCCGAUGAGAAGGCUGAGGCCAUUGCCUCCGCUGUGCAAGCUCAUUACGUUGAGGACGAUGAGCGCAAGUUCGGAAAGCCCAUUCCCGAGGACCCCAACGAGGUUGAAAUUGUCAACGCCGAUUUCUCGCUCGCCUACGGUGGUAUGCUUCUGCUCUCUCACACCAACCUGCGACUUCUGAAGGGUCACCGUUACGGUCUGUGUGGUCGCAACGGUGCUGGAAAGUCCACCCUGAUGCGCAGUAUCGCCAAUGACAAGCUGGAAGGAUUCCCACCCCAGGAUGAGGUCCGCACUUGCUUUGUGGAGCACAAUCAGGGCGAGGAUGCUGAGCUCAGCAUUUAUGAGUAUGUUGCUAAGGAUCCCAAGAUUGCUGCUGAAGGACAUGAGCAUAUCAGCAGCGUUCUCUUGGAGUUCGGCUUCACUGAUGGACCCGAAGGUCGUCAAUCCCAGCCUGUUGGUUCCUUGUCAGGUGGUUGGAAGAUGAAGUUGGCUCUUGCUCGUGCUAUGCUCCAGAAGGCCGAUGUCCUGCUUCUUGACGAACCUACUAAUCACUUGGACGUUGCCAACGUUAAAUGGUUGCAAGAGUACCUGAAGAAGCACACCCAAAUCACUAGCUUGAUCGUUUCUCACGACUCCGGCUUCCUUGAUGAGGUCUGUACCGAUAUCUACCACUACGAGGGCAAGAAGCUUGUCUGCUACAAGGGAAACCUUGCGGACUUCGUUAAGGUCAAGCCUGAAGGCAAGAGCUACUACACACUGUCCGCCUCCACUGUGCAGUUCAAGUUCCCUCCUCCCGGUAUCCUGUCUGGCAUCAAGUCUGCCACCCGUUCUAUCAUGCGACUGAGCAAUUGUUCUUACCAAUAUCCUGGUGCUCCCAAGCCUUCCCUCCACGAGGCUUCCCUUUCUCUGUCUCUUUCCUCCCGUGUUGCCAUCAUCGGUGGAAACGGUGCUGGAAAGUCGACUUUCAUUAAGCUUCUCACCGGUGAGACAAUCCCCUCAUCCGGUAAGGUUGAGAAGCACCCCAACCUGCGUAUGGGAUACAUCAAGCAGCAUGCUCUUGAGCACGUUGAGAUGCAUCUUGAGAAGACCCCCGUUCAGUACCUGAUGUGGCGUUACGCCAACGGUGACGAUCGCGAGGUUUUCCUUAAGCAGACCCGUAUCUUGACCGAUGAGGACAAGGCUCAAUUGGAGAAGCCCAUUGACCUGGGUGACGGCCGUGGAGCUCGCCGUGUCGAGGCCAUUAUCGGUCGUCAAAAGUGGAAGAAGACCUUCCAGUACGAAGUGAAAUGGGUCGGUCUGCUCCCCAAGAACAAUGUUAUGAUCUCCCGUGAGACCAUGAUCGAGCUUGGUUUCUUCAAGAUGGUUCAGGAAUUCGACGACCACGAGGCCUCGCGUGAAGGUCUUGGUUUCCGUGUUCUUGACCCUAAGAUCAUCACCAAGCACUUUGAGGAUAUUGGUCUUGACCCUGAAAUCGCCAACCACAACGAGAUUUCCGGUCUUUCCGGUGGUCAGAAGGUCAAGGUUGUCCUGGCUGGUGCCAUGUGGAACAACCCCCACUUGCUGGUUCUUGACGAGCCUACUAACUUCUUGGACCGUGACUCCCUUGGUGGUCUGGCCGUUGCUAUCCGUGACUUCAAGGGUGGUGUCGUUAUGAUUUCUCACAACGAAGAGUUCGUCGGUGCUCUCUGCCCCGAGCAGCUGCACAUUGCCGAUGGUCGCAUUGUUAGCCGCACCAACACCGCUAUCAGUCUCGACCGCUUCGAGGACAGCGCCAACAACUCUCCCUCUAUCCCCGGAACCCCUGCCGGCGCUUCCACCAACACUAGCGCUGCCCCCUCAGCUGUCAACACUGACGCAGAGGACGGAGGUGAUCUUAAGUUCCGUGCCAAGAAGAAGAAGAAGAUGACCCGCGCUCAGCAGAAGGACCGUGAGGCCCGUCGUCGUCUUCGUCACAUCGAGUGGCUCAACUCCCCCAAGGGUACUCCCAAGCCCGUGGACACUGAUGACGAAGCAUAA
Penicillium angulare is the source of this 3354-nucleotide messenger RNA. Its product is annotated as putative mRNA-nucleus export ATPase (Elf1). The transcript is spliced from 2 exons. Gene Ontology annotation, molecular function: ATP binding; ATP hydrolysis activity. Bases 1 to 3354 code for a protein of 1117 amino acids. Lineage: Eukaryota; Fungi; Ascomycota; Eurotiomycetes; Eurotiales; Aspergillaceae. The record is from RefSeq and is a predicted model, not a curated record.